Molecule: messenger RNA, 662 nt
Organism: Emericellopsis atlantica
Lineage: Eukaryota; Fungi; Ascomycota; Sordariomycetes; Hypocreales; Bionectriaceae
Exons: 1
Coding region: 285-539 (84 amino acids)
Source: RefSeq, a predicted model, not a curated record
CUGAGAUACGCGAAUCGCGACGUAAGAAACGCUCUGAUAGGAGCCAAGGCUUUCUGCCAAGAGUUCUUCCUCAUCUUGACGCAAUACUUUUUGCACGUACAAUUUCCCUUGUUUGUCAAAGAAGAUGAAAACAUUAGACAACAGUUCAGUGCAGCGUUUUGACGAUAAAUUUACACAUAUCAGAACGAAGGAACACAGCCGUUCUCUAUCAGGGUCUCGCUUCACUGUCGACCAUUUUCAAGUUCUCAUCUACGCUGCACGCCCGCAACUCAUUUGCAAUCAUCAUGGCCAACUCAAAGGACAGUAACGCAGCACGUACCACCGUGGUAUCGAGCCGAAAUUCUAGCCUCCGCAGCGGGUUCCAUCUUCGUAUCGCUUGUCUUGUGGCUGCUGAGGCGUUUGUUUGGCUCUGCCUCUACCUCUACUUUGGCCGAGACGGUUCACCACCUACAUUUGAUUUUUGGUGGUGGCUCAUAAUCCAAGGCUUUGCAUUUGGCACUGCAGAUAUCAUGCAAUUGUAUAUCUCGAGAAGGUCAUAAAUAAAAGGGCUGAGAUAUUGAGUUUCGGAAAUCCAGAAGAUUUAGUAAAUGUGUUCAUGCGUUGCAUACGUGGACCGUAUCGUAUUGGAUUUCCGGUAUUACUAUAGGGUUGUCAUUACGGAC